UUGGCAUAUCCCGCUGAAUUAAGCUGAAUAACAACGGUUGGCGUAUGUCCGUUGUAAAGUGAUAUAGACUAUAUCACUUAGUCCGUUGGAACGAAGAAUGUUUUCUUUCUCUUCAAUCAUGAAUAUUUGAGUAUUUUAUUUUUAUUUUAUCCCAAAGAUACAGCGAUAUAAAAGAUGUCUUCUACGUCCACCGAACAAACUGAAGAUUUACCCUCUCCUGUCAAGAAUAUAUUGGAUCCGUUUAGGGAUGAAAGGAAAGGCAUUGUUCGAGAAGUUGGAAAUCAAGCUAUCUGGAGUUUAUCAUCAUGUAAACCAGGAUUUGGCGUUGACCAAUUGAGAGACAACUGCCUGGAUACGUAUUGGCAAUCGGACGGCCAGCUUCCUCAUUUAGUCAAUAUUCAGUUCCGUCGAAAAACUACCAUAAAAGAGAUCUACAUUUAUACUGACUAUAAACUUGAUGAAAGCUACACCCCGAAUAGAAUUUCCAUUAGAGCGGGUACUAAUUUUAAUGACCUACAAGAAAUUGAAGUGAUUGAUCUGCACGAACCGGUUGGUUGGGUAAAGAUAGCUUUAAAAGACAUGCACGAUAGGCCAAUUAGAACUUUUAUGAUACAAGUGGCAGUCAUCAGUAAUCAUCAAAAUGGAAGAGAUACUCACAUGCGACAAAUUAAAGUUCAUUCGCCGGUAGAUCAUACCGGUAAUAUUAUGGGUGAUUUUGUAAGCGUGGAUAUGUUACAGUUUACUUGCAUAAGGUAAAGUUUAAUUUUAAGGUUGGUUUGUACCAUGUUUCUACCCUAGUUUUUCAGGUAUCAGAAUAUGUAUAUUUUUCAAUUUAUUGAGAUAACCAUUGUUUCUUUCAUACGUUAAUAUUUAUUUUCGUAUUUUAUUUUCCUUAUACAUAAUUAUUAAUACAUUUUUUUUGGUGAUCA
Messenger RNA from Planococcus citri (citrus mealybug), 929 nucleotides. It is a transcript of the gene APC10, whose product is annotated as anaphase-promoting complex subunit 10. The transcript is spliced from 2 exons. The record is from RefSeq and is a predicted model, not a curated record. Bases 175 to 756 code for a protein of 193 amino acids. Gene Ontology annotation, cellular component: anaphase-promoting complex. Gene Ontology annotation, biological process: anaphase-promoting complex-dependent catabolic process; protein K11-linked ubiquitination. Lineage: Eukaryota; Metazoa; Arthropoda; Insecta; Hemiptera; Pseudococcidae.